This is a messenger RNA of Episyrphus balteatus (marmalade hoverfly), 874 nucleotides long. RefSeq lists its product as uncharacterized. The record is from RefSeq and is a predicted model, not a curated record. Lineage: Eukaryota; Metazoa; Arthropoda; Insecta; Diptera; Syrphidae. Bases 56 to 757 code for a protein of 233 amino acids. The transcript is spliced from 2 exons.
AUGACCUAGGUCCCAAAAGUGUUCAUCUGAAAACAGUUGUUGUAGAGGAAGGAACAUGCAUGAUGUCCAAACGUGUGUCACCUUUAAGAAUAGUGACUCAUUUCAAAUCCCCCCUGAGGAUAACAAUUAUUGUCCAGUAAAUAAUUCAAAAGAUCUCUCGCAGAACAACAAAAUAAAUUAUCAUACUCAGAGGCUUGUGUUGUUCUUCAAUUUACAAGUUGUAAUUUGCAAAUCAAACUACACAAAAUUGUUACACAAUAAUCAUAUUCUCUCGUGUACAGAGAACGAUGAACUUAAAAAUAAAAAAAAAAGAUACAAUCGACCAGAAAAAAGGGGGAGAGAGCAAGCAAAACUAAACAACAAAGAGAAAUAUUUUUACAACCAAGAGAAGGAGGGGAAGGAGAAUGAGGAGAACCCCCCAGCACAGCCGAGUGCAAGUGAUAUAGUUGCACCGAGGAAUUACCUCUUUGGCCUGACAGAGGGGUUUUUUUUAUGUUGCGAAAAACUUGCAUAUAAAGAUGUUAUCCCCGCACCACCAAGGGCAUAUCCCAGGAACAGCUCACAAUGGCAACAGCUGCAGAGCGAAAAAGAGCAACACCAAAAACAUGCUUUCUCAACUUUAGUACAUUCUAAGUGCACUUGCACCGAGAAUUGUACUCUACAGCAAGGUGAUUAUUUGCUCGUUAUUUCAUUCAUGACGAAUGAACUACUUUUUUGCAACAACAACAAAAAUGAGCUAGAAAAGAAAAAAAAGUAAAAAAUAAACAAUUUACAAACUACGAUUGUUUUUAUUUCGUUUAUUUUAUUUUGUUUAUAAUAAAAAUUGAAACAAACAAAUGAAAGAAAAUGUAUAUUUAUAGAAAUUGUAACGGGA